AGUCUUAUUGUUUUGCAUAACCCCCAAAAACAUCUGUUUGCUUCUCAAGACGAGUCGGGAAAUUUGCCGAAAUUUUGGAAUAUCUUGGGAAAUAUUUGGAAUUUUAUAACAUAAAAUGUUCUCCUUGAAGUGUCUUUUAAAUUCGGCCGAAAGUCAUUGUCUCCAGGCUGUGCGCCAUUAUGGUAAACACAACAAAAAGUUCCUCUACAAGGAUGGACAAAAAUAUGGCAAAAUUAUUUACUACCCCAGAACUCCUGACCAUCAAGAUCCUCCAAUUGAACCUGCCAAAUUGUUUAGAGUUCAACGCAUCAAACCAGUCAAAGGCAAUCCCUAUUGGGAGAAACGUUUGCUAAAAGAAUUGGGCUUGGAUGGCAAGCAGGGCGACUUUACCGUUGUGAAAAACAUUCCCGAAAACAAUGCCCGCCUCUGGAAGAUUAAACACUUGAUCAAAGUGACUCCAAUCACAUUUCCCCACGGAGAACCCACUGAGAACGAUAUCAAACACACCGUGCUCAAGGAGAAUGGUGAAUGCAUUGUAACCAAAGAAAUCGGCCCAACUGAAGACAGAAUACAAGCAUUGGAGUCAUUCGAAAGCGAUCCCAAACGAUUGGACACCGAUCUAUUGAAAAGAGAUGCACGUUUAAAAUGGCAAAACCCAUGGUAGAAAAGCACUUUAUUACAACAA
Musca domestica (house fly) is the source of this 685-nucleotide messenger RNA. RefSeq names its product large ribosomal subunit protein uL30m (gene mRpL30). Gene Ontology annotation, biological process: translation. The coding region runs from base 116 to 664 and encodes 182 amino acids. The transcript has 2 exons. Lineage: Eukaryota; Metazoa; Arthropoda; Insecta; Diptera; Muscidae. Gene Ontology annotation, cellular component: large ribosomal subunit; mitochondrion. Gene Ontology annotation, molecular function: structural constituent of ribosome. The record is from RefSeq and is a predicted model, not a curated record.